GUUUCGUGAAGUGAGGCAAGCGGAAAGCGUACAACACAUGAAUGCGUUUCAUUCUGGUUUUAUUUCAAAAGUUAAUUCUUGCAGUCCAAUAAAACUUAGAAAAUGCGCUUCAGAGGAAAGAUUGUAGAUGUUGGAUGCAUCCAGCACUUCACACGAGUGAUCAGCAUGGUAGCCAAACUUGCCAAGAACUGUACUGUAAGAAUAACCGCCUCCAAGAUCUACUUUAUUUUAUCUGAGAGGUUGGUUAACGGAGGGGUCAACAUAUGGUGUGAGCUGUCACAGACUAAUUUCUUCAGUGAGUAUGCUAUGGAUGGGCUGUCAGAGGACUAUAACGAGAUCUUCCUCGAGGUCGUCCCAGACAAUAUGGUGAAGUGCCUGAAGACUGCUCAGACAGCAAAGUCCGUCAAGAUCAAACUGACAAAGAAACACAGUCCUUGUUUAACUUUUGAAGUGGAACUUCCCUCACUGACUGGUCAUUCCCGUGUGGUCACUCACGAUGUGCCAGUUAAUGUAAUACCAAGGAGACUUUGGGACGAGUUUGAAGAACCAGAGAUGCCAGACUUUGAUGUCAGUAUUUACAUGCCGUCCCUAAAGGUGCUGAGAAAUGUGACAGACAAAAUGAAAAAUUUGAAUAAUUAUGUGACAAUUGCUGCCAAUGGAAGUGGAGAAAUGGUGCUGAAAGUUGAGACAGACAUGGCGUCUGUUUCUACACAUUUUGGGGACUUGUCUAACCCACAGUGGUCUAAAGAAAACAUGCCAGCUGCAGCCAACAGCCAGCCGAAGGACAGAGACCCUGAGAAGUUUGCAGAGGCCAGGAUAGACAUCAGGAAGUUUUCCCAGUUUUUAUCAGGGCAGCAAGUGAACCCAGAAAGGGUGAUAUGCAAUAUACUGGACAACAGGGUGGUACAUUUCUUCCUCCUGCAUGAUGACGUGUCCCUGCAGUACUUCAUGCCGGUCAUAUCGUCAUGACAACAGACAUCGUCAUGACAACAGUGCUUCAUGCUGGUCAUCUUGUUGUGACAACAGUACCUCAUGCCAGUCAUAUCGUCAUGACAACAUUAUGUCAUGCCAGACAUCGUCAUGACAACACUACUUAAGGCGGUUCAUGUUGUUGUGACAACAGUACUUCAUGGCAGUCAUAUCAUCAUGGCAACGCUACUUCAUGCUAAUUUUCAUCAUGACAACAGUAACUCAUGCUGGUCAUAUUGUCAUGAUAACAGUACUUCAUACCAGACAUUGUCAUGACAACACUAUUUCAUGCUGUUCAUAUUGUCAUGACAACAGCACUUCAUGCCAAUCAUAUCGUCAUAAUAACAGAACCUCAUGCCCAUUAUAUUGUCAUCUCAGUUGAUUUCAUGUUGUCAGUUUUUUAUCGGUUGAUUAUUUAAUGUUGUCAGUAUUUCUUAUCUCAGUUGAUAAUAUAGUGUUAUCGGUUUUUCUUAUCUCAGUAAGGGUUUUCCACAGCCUUCAGCUACCUUCAGAACAACAAGGCAAAGCUCUGUAAAUGAUGUAAAAGAUUUUACUUGUCAAGCUGAAAUUCUAAAAUCCAGAAACAGCAAAUUGUAAUUAUGGUUUUAAACGGUCAGCUUAUGCCCUUUCGAGCAAGAAUCAACCGACUUUGUUUUUGGUUCAUUAUCAAUAAAUUAAUGCUGUGUAACGAUAAAUCGAUGUCUUAAACGUUUAUUUAUCUUCUUGUAUUUUCCUUGAAUUUAAAGAUCUGUUGCUCUGUUUGAAACUUUAGCACAGUUAUAUUCAAAACUCUGGAUGGUAGAGGGUUCAUUAAAAUUUAUCUCAGUA
Lingula anatina is the source of this 1797-nucleotide messenger RNA. Its product is annotated as checkpoint protein HUS1-like. Gene Ontology annotation, cellular component: site of double-strand break; nucleolus; checkpoint clamp complex. The record is from RefSeq and is a predicted model, not a curated record. NCBI's taxonomy places the organism in Eukaryota, Metazoa, Brachiopoda, Lingulata, Lingulida, Lingulidae. Gene Ontology annotation, biological process: double-strand break repair via homologous recombination; nucleotide-excision repair; meiotic DNA integrity checkpoint signaling.